CUAGUGUGAGAAGUUAAAGUGGUGAGUGAGUCGAGUAAUCAAUCAGCUGUAUGUAUGUAUGUAUGUAUAGGUUAGGGGUGUCUCCAGAGAUGAUGGCAGAACCAACUCCGAGAAAACAUUCAAGCCCACUUUCUUCAUCAUCACUCAACAACACCAACAACAUCUAAUCUAGCUAACCCUAUCUCUCUCUCUCUCUCUCUCCCCCUCUCUCUCUCUAUAUGUGCUAUAUAACUAUAUCGAUUUAUUUUUAGAUUUCGAUUCUGUCCCAAUCUCAACUCAUCAUCUUCUAACUUAAUUUGAUUUGCCUCACUCCUUCCCUCGUCUUUCAAUUCCUUAAUCGCCUCAAAUCUUGAAUCCUUACCUGUCUGCUCUCAUGAGACCAGGGGGGAAUCCAUUAGACCUCAAUAACUUCCCUGAAGAUUACACCACUAGAGAUGCAGGCAAACAGCUCUCUGAGGACAGCUCUUCAUCAACUGGCGUCUACAGAAAAAAGAAAAGCAGCUACGGCGGCGGCGGCGGCGGCGGCGGUAAGGAUGGAAAAGACGAGGGCGAGAAGGUCUACGAGUGCAGAUUUUGUUCCCUCAAGUUCUGCAAAUCUCAAGCUCUUGGGGGACACAUGAAUCGCCAUCGCCAAGAGAGGGAGACUGAAACAUUGAACAAGGCUCGAGAACUGGUCUUCACUAAUGACUUAGCUCCUGCUGCUCAUCUUGGCUAUGUCUCAAGCUGCCAAUCAAUUCCCCAUGGAGGGUACCAACAAGGAUCAAUGUACCCUACAAGGAUGUAUUCGACUUCUCCGAUCAUUCCUCCUCCUGCUACUAACCCUACACCACCAUAUGUGUACCAUUCCCCGCCUCAUAUAGUGUCGCAGUAUCCGGUUGCAGCGGGGGCAGGGGCUCCGAUGAACGACUACUUUGUGGGGCAUGCUCUAUCAGGGUCGUCCAGCUACGGGUCGGGUCGUAGCGAAGGGAAUUACACGUGCAUAGGGGCGCCGGUGGGGCAGGGAAUGACGAACAGCAAUGGUGGGAGGGACAUGUCAGUGCUUAAUCAGGAAGAUGGAGGGUUGAAUUGGGGGAGGAGAUAGAGAGGGUUGCAAGAUCAUGGCGGCAUUGAUGAGUAUGAUCAAUCUCAAUGUCAUGAGGUGAUGAUGAUCAAGGGUGGUUGGUUAAUUAAUGAUUGAAUGCUUUUGUUUUGUUUUCUUAAUGCAUUAUGGUAUGAUUAUGAUGAUGUUGUUGUUCUUGAGCGAGUGUAAGUGUUGGUUUGUGUUGUUGAUUGAUGAAGAUGAAGAAGACAGCAGUCUCAUCUCAGUGGAAGAGGUAGAUAGGAGAAAUGAAUGAAUCCUCUCCGAGCUAGCUAGCUAGCUAGCUAGCAACGAAGGAAGAAAUCUGGAAACUGACAAAUUAAUGUUGUCUUGAGGGGUUUUGGUUGAUAUAUAAUUAUAUUAUUUAUUAAUUAAUUAAUUAGCAGCCUUUUGAGGUGUGUGUCUGUGUCUCUGAUCCAUCACAUUCAAAUUCAAGUCCAAG
Molecule: messenger RNA, 1520 nt
Organism: Andrographis paniculata
Lineage: Eukaryota; Viridiplantae; Streptophyta; Magnoliopsida; Lamiales; Acanthaceae
Product: zinc finger protein JAGGED-like
Exons: 5
Coding region: 374-1081 (235 amino acids)
Molecular function (GO): DNA-binding transcription factor activity
Source: RefSeq, a predicted model, not a curated record